Hippoglossus stenolepis (Pacific halibut) is the source of this 6925-nucleotide messenger RNA. RefSeq names its product caskin-1. The record is from RefSeq and is a predicted model, not a curated record. Bases 555 to 4865 code for a protein of 1436 amino acids. NCBI's taxonomy places the organism in Eukaryota, Metazoa, Chordata, Actinopteri, Pleuronectiformes, Pleuronectidae. The transcript is spliced from 22 exons. Gene Ontology annotation, molecular function: protein binding.
GCGUGUGUGUGCGUGUGUGUGCGUGCGUGUGUGUGUGUGUGUGCGUGUGUGUGUGUGUGUGUGUGUGUGUGUGUGCACGCGCUCUGGAGCUGGCGCGAGCUGGUCCGCGGCGGCAGACUGAGCGCUCGUGAGAUUUCAGAUUUGACCCAACAUGUAGGAGGGCGCUCGAGCUCCAUCCUUCUCUCUCCUCUUCUCGCGCACGGAGCGGAACGGGACGCACGUAGACCCGGUGAAACCGUCACGCGGAUCGGAUCCGUGGAAUCUGUUCCACAGCAUCCUCCCGGCAGAGCGCGAGGAGCGGUCGGUGGUCGGUGUGGCACCGGGCGGAGGGACACAGAGGCGGGACGCUGUGCGCUGGACCUCCUGGCCGAAUCGGAGCAUCCCCCCACGGUCCCCCCGGGCAGCAGCAUCCCGUCCCUCCGCGCCUCAGCUCCAGCGGGAGGCCCGGCCCCGGAGCGGCGGCAGGAUGUAGCAGCGGAUUAACGGAGGAGAGAGGGGCGCUCAGAGGAAGAGAGCGGGACCAGGGAGCGGGACUGCGGCGGGACGGAGGGGACAUGGGGAAGGACCAGGAGCUGCUCCAGGCCGUGAAGACCGAGGACUUGCUGACAGCACAGCGGCUCCUACAGAGACCACGGCCGGGGAAAGCCAAGCUCCUUGGAGCAGCAAAGAGGGUGAAUGUCAAUAUCCAGGAUGCAGAUGGGUUGUCACCGCUGCACCAUGCUGCUCUGAGCGGCAACAAGGAGCUGAUCUCUUUGCUGCUGGAGGCCCAGGCUGCAGUGGAUAUUAAAGACAAUAAAGGGAUGCGUCCUCUGCAUUACGCUGCGUGGCAGGGGAAGACUGAACCAAUGAAAAUGCUGCUGAAAUCCGGGUCGUCAGUCAACGGACAGUCAGAUGAAGGACAGAUCCCUCUCCACCUGUCAGCUCAGCAUGGACACUAUGAUGGGUCGGAGAUGUUGCUGCAACACCAGUCCAACCCGUGUAUCUCAGAUGCAGCUGGGAAAACACCAUUGGACCUCGCCUGUGAAUUUGGACGUGUUGGAGUGGUGCAGCUCCUGCUCAGCAGUAACAUGUGUGCAGCCAUGCUAGAACCGAAACCCUCCGACCCCAACGGAGUGUCACCUCUGCAUCUCGCUGCCAAGAACGGACAUAUUGAUGUCAUACGGUUGCUGAUUCAGGCGGGUAUAGAUAUCAACAGACAGUCUGAGUCUGGCACAGCGCUACAUCAGGCUGCCCUCUGUGGGAAGACGGAGGUAGUACGCCUGCUGCUGGAUAGCGGCAUCAGUGCAGGAGUGAGAAACACUCUGAGUCAAACCGCGCUGGACAUCGUGAACCAGUUCACCACCACACAGGCCAGCCGAGAGAUCAAGCAACUACUGAGAGAUGCUUCAGCUGCAAUGCAAGUGCGAGCACUGAAGGAUUACUGCAACAACUACGACCUAACCAGCCUCAACAUUAAAGCCGGAGAUAUUAUCACGGUUCUGGAGCAGCACUCUGACGGGCGGUGGAAGGGCUGUAUUCACGACAACCGCACAGGAAACGAUCGCGUGGGCUACUUUCCCUCCAACAUGGUGGAAGUCAUCAAGAGGGCAGGCCACUCCCCCUCCCUGCAGUGCCACACCCUCCUGCUCCGCAGGCCCAACCCCUGUCCCAUUGCCUCGAUCAACGGACACUCAUACCCCCCCACCAAAGUUCUCCCCCUGCAUCUGCCCUCCCCUCCCAUCCCUCACACCAACACACAGUCCCCCCCUCGGUUCUCCUCCUUCGGGUACGUUCCUCUUCCCAUCUCUCCUCCUUCUCUGUCCUCUCCUCAACUGUCCAUUCCUCCUCCUCCUCCUCCUCCUCCUCCUCCUCCUCCUCCUCCUCUCUCCACUUCUCAGGAGCAGCAGAGUCAGACAGGUUCGCGGACUGCAGAGCCAAGUCCUCAAGGUUCUCCAACCCUGGGACACCAGAGCAGCACCAGUGAGGAUAUCUGGGUGCUGCGUAAACCUCUGGCAGGUGGCGAGCGCAGUGGCAGCGUGGGCAGUCUCGGCAGUAUCCGGUCAUCAACCAGCUUGCAGAGCUCUGGAAACACACACGUUCUCACCACCCCUGCACCGAGUCCACAUCCCUGCACCCAGUCGACAACAGGAGUCAACACACACGGCCUUAACGCUCCGGGCCUGCACGCACAGGCUGAGGGCGUAAAGCUCCUGGCCACUGUGCUUGCCCAGUCGGUUAAAGCCAAGGAGCAUCUCCUGGAGCAGUCGCAGUCUGUUGAGCAGUCAGCGAGCUCUUCCAGCUGCACAGUUCUUGAACAGCGGCCGUUUGAGCGGAAGGCAGAGGAGGAUGAUGGGAAAAAGCAGGCAGUAGUGGCGUGGCUGGGUGAGUUUCAGCUGCAGUUCUACACCACCCACUUCCUCACCGCGGGAUAUGAUCUAGACACCAUUAGCCGCAUGACCCCCGAGGACCUGACGGCGAUUGGGGUCAUGAAGCCUGGACAUCGGAAAAAGUUAACGUCAGAGAUCAGCAAGGUGCCGUCUACGGACUGGCUGCCGGACCACAAGCCUGCCAAUCUGGCAGAGUGGCUGUCUCACCUGGGUCUCAGUCAGUACUACCAGGUUCUGGUGCAGAAUGGAUAUGAAAACACUGACUUCAUCUCUGACAUCAGCCUUGAAGAUCUGCAGGAGAUCGGCAUCACUAAGCUCGGCCAUCAGAAGAAGCUGAUGUUGGGAGUGAGGAGACUGAAGGAGCUGCAGAAAGGAGUAAGUGCUUCUGAGCCUCCUCAGAGUCCCUCCACGCCUCCGACCAGCCCAGGUGGCAGCGGCAGCUCGGAGCCACGGAGGGAGACCAGGAAGCAGAGGGACGGGGCCCCGAGCCCACUGGCCAAACCUCGCCCAGGUCUCAAGCAAGCACAGACCCCUCCCCAAACUCCGACACAAACCCCACCACAGACCCCCCAACAUGCCCGGACCCAGCAGGCCUCCCCGAGGGCUCGGCCGCGCCCCUCCACCCAGGUGUCUGCGCUAGAUUCUUCAGUGCCGCUGCUUCGGCUGCCCAGCGAGGAGGAGGAGCGACGGAGAACUCACAGUCUCAUUGGCUCAGAAUCAGACUCUAGAUACGCCACCGUGUGCCGCAGCAGCUCCGCACGUACUGCUGCCUCCAAUGACGUCACGGUCAACCGCAGCCAAUCAUCUGUCACCCUCCGACCCCGUCGGAAAGGUAGGCCCCCAACGCCGCCUAAACGCUCCUGUUCUUCCAUUACCGGGGGUGACGGGGAAGGGGAGGAGCAGGGGGAGGGGCUGCUGGGGCUGCCAACCUAUCGAGAGCGGCGGGCCAGUGACUGCGGCAGCCUGGGAUCAGCUUUAAGAGCUCAGGAGUCAGGAGGCCUGGAGAGAUCAGAGGGGGCUUCUGGGAGUGUUCGCAGCCUGGCUGCCAUGCUGGAAACCUCCAUUGUUGGUGGAGCCAAAACCCUGCCGAAGAAUCUGGGAAGCGGCACCAACUACCUACAGGUGAGUCCGCCUGUACUCCGUCGCCAGGCACGCCUUGGAUCUGAGGAGGAUGAUGCCCUAAGCCGCCGCAGGACAAUCAGCGGACCAGAAGGUAUCCCUGGUGAUGAAGCUGACCUGUUACCACGGCAACCAGCCCAGCCGCGUCCAGAGCCCAGGCCCCGCUCCACCGUGGUCUCCUCAGCAUCAGAGAUCACAGACGGCACGGUGACACUCCGUAGGAAGCCGCAUCCCCCGGCAACAGAUUCUAAAGCGCCAGUAUCAGAGGCUACCACUGUAGUUAACAUGGCAACCGCGUCAGAAACCAUACGCAGGAGACCACGCAAGUCCGAGCAUAAGGAAAAUGCCGUUAAAAGCAAUAACCAAUCAGACUCUCCGAGCAGUCCCGUUGAUGGUAGCCGGAAAAAUGGAGGCGAGGUGCAGCAGAACGGCGGCGUGGUCCUGAGGCAGAGGCCCGUGUCUCAGGUCUCUGAUAGGACGGAGCCCAACAGUGAGAGCUGUGAGUGGAUGGAGGCCAGGAAGUCUCUUAAGCCAGCGGUCUCCCCCAAACCAGCCACAGUCGCACUGAGAAAGUCACAAGCUGAACCCCCAACACCAACACGCAGAGUCCCCAUACCCGGGCCUGAACACGCUGAGAAGGCACAGAGCCCUGAGCCGAAGCGAGCUCCUCCUCCUGUAUCUCCAAAGCCCCGCGGCCCCCCAACAGCACCCAAACCAGGCAAAGGAAUAGUAGCCUCAGCGACCAUGAGCCCGGGCUCUGCGGCCACCAGCCCCACCCCGGCCCCCAAACCCUCCUCUCCGCUCUCCGCUGCCCCGCUUCCGGCUCCCGACACCCCCUCCGGUUCAUCCCUCUCUCCAGGCCUCCCUCUUACAUCCCCCUCUCCGGCCCAGAGUCCCUCCACCCCGUCACCACACCCUGUCAAACCUCCCCGCUCCUCCAUCGCCGGGCUCUCCAUCGACUUGAUGGGAGUACAGGAGGAGGAGGAGAGGAAGAGGGAAGAGGAGAGGAAGAGGGAGGAGGAAGAGCGGAGCAGAGAGAGGGAGCUUAAGAGGUACAAAGAGCAGGAGGAGGAGAGGAAGAGAGCAGAGGAAGAGAGUCAGAGGGAGGUGGAGGAGACGCCCUUGAGGGAAGAAGGAGCGAGUGAGGAGGUGGAGAGUCAAGCGGAGGGAGCAGAGCAGGAGGAGGAGGGGGCGCAGCAUCGUUUGGAGGAGACCAGCGCCUCCUUGGCUGCAGCUCUUCAGGCUGUGGAGCAUAAAAUCAAAGAGGAGGAUGCACAAAAUGACUCCAACUCCAGCAAAAAGUCGUCAGUCUCCAUCUUGGACGACAUCGGCAGCAUGUUCGACGACUUGGCGGACCAACUGGAUGCAAUGCUCGACUGAUCCCCUGCCCGCGCCUCAUCUCCAACAAACCCUUCCCCCUCUCCCCCUCCUCCAUGUGUAGGUACAUCAAGACAGCAGCUCUCCCACGGCUCGAUGCUGGUGCUCCGAGAGCGUGUGUGUGUGUUUGAGAGCGUGUCCCUCUGGUGCGAGCGCUUCUCAUGUAGCCUUGUACAGUCAAACUGUGGAGGGAGUCCUCCUAACCUGGUGCAGUAGCUCUGUAGUUCGCCUCCCAGUGCGAGGAGGCCGCUCCCACACAACCUCUGACCUCUGCAGCCCAGUGAGCAGCCGCCGCCGCCGCCACCCUGGGCUCAGACGGCGGCGUGGACCGAGAAGCACAAUCAUUUUUCCUCAUCCUUUGAAACUCUACAGACUCUGGCUUAGGACAGAGACGCUAACUCAGUCAGACAGGGAGACAGGCAGAUAAGCAUAUUGCUUGCAAAAAAAUAAGCACAUAAACUGACAGACAGGCAGAUAGACAGACAGACAAUAUGCAUACAGAUGAGAAUUUUUAAAAAGCACAUGGAAGCAGACAGGCCGCUUUCUGAGUCUGUCUCACUCCUGCGAUGUCAACAGGAUGCAAUUUUCCAGACGAAUCGUAGCCUCUGUUUCUCUUCUGUGUGAGUGGAGGAUUGUGGGUAGCUGCACUUCCUGAGCUGUGUGUUGUCUCCGUUCAUGUUGCCGUUGUUGCUGUUGUCGUUAUCGUUGCUGUUGUUGUCGUUUAAAGAGUGUGUGCGUGUGUAUUUCCCUGCUGAUGCUCAUGUCAGUGUCCUCCCACUCGUACAGUAGUUGUACUCAUGAUCAGAGCGACAACAUAGAUGUGUGUCCAGGAAUUUUUGGUACACACACACACACAAGCAUAUACACACACACACACACACACACACACAUACAUAUUGAAUUUUUUGUAAUCUCGCUGGUGUUCUGUUGGUGUUUAGCUCCACCUAUGGAGGUUUGCUUGGAAAUGAAUACACACACACAUUACAAAGACUGACACACACACACACAUUACAAAAAAUGACACACAGACAUUACAAAGACUGACACAGACACAGACAUUACAAAGACUGACACACACACACACACAUACACACAUUACAAAGACUGAGACACACACACACACAUAACAAAAACUCACACACACACAUCCCAUACUGAAAUGCACACAUUUAUACAAGCACACUCAUGCGGUGUAUCCCUUUGUCCUGCUGCAGUGAACAGUGUUUUUAAAAAUUAAUCCUAUAUUUCAAUGCUUUCUAUAGUACAUCCAGUAUACAUACAUACAUAGAGUUUAUAAUAUAUCUGGGUAUUUGAGCUUUUAGAGCUCCCUCUAGUGUUGGUUAGUGAAACUGCCUCUAAUCUGCCCCCCUUCUGUCUCGUCCUCUUUCUUUUUAAUCUCCCUUUGUGUCCUGUCCGUUAACUCUGCAUCUUUCUGUGCCUUGGUAGUUUUCUUUCGUAUAUUCUAAAUAUAUUUUCUAAGUUUUCCCCUCCUAAAACCCUUUUCUCAGUUUCCUCACGAAACCCCUCGCUCCUUGUUUGUCUGUGUUGUAGCUUUAUAGUUUUGACUUGUAAGUCCCUCAGUAUAUGAUCAUUGAAUUCAGUCGCCCUGUCUGAAGUCCUCCUGUAGCCAUUGAGAAGCCAUGUUUGAGCCCAUGUAAGCCCCUCUGUGUGCUGUUAGAAGUCGGCUCUGCUCCUCCUCGGCUCCCCGGUUUCCAGUGGUCCCACAUGUAGGCCCGACAGUGGAUCGGCCACCGGUGUUCAUCCCAAUGAAGAGUCUACGUGUAUUUUUAUGCUCUUUGAAAACAAAGAUAUAUUUGAGAGACAGAUGGUUCUAUGUGAAUAAUAAUACAAAAUAAUAAUGAUAAUUAUAAUAAUGAUAAAUGGUAAUUCUAGACGUUGAAUCGAGGUGAUCUGAUUGAGCCUGUGCAUUUCUGGUUGAGUUCUGGAUGUGUUGUGACGGCUGUUGUGCCAUGGUUGGGUUUUAAGGUUGUGUUUCUGCUGUGGUGAUGAUGAUGCAUUCCUGUACAGCUGUGAUCAGAAUAAAUGUGUAAAUGAAACCUUGA